CAAGAUGGCUCCGAAGAAAACAAUUGUCAGAGAAAAGCAAAGAAGGACCCCAACGCGCCGAAACGGCCGUUGAGUGCCUUCAUCUUCUUUUCAAAAGAAAAGAGAGAAGAAAUCAUCAAAAAGAACCCAGAGUUGAAAUCGAAACUGGCAGAGGUGGGGAAGAUGGUGGGGGAAGCAUGGGGCAAGCUGUCGGAAGCACAGAAGAAGCCCUACGAGACAAAGGCGGUGCAAGACAAGGCCAGAUACACGAGUACGCGCCCGAGGCUGCCACGAGUAUCUAGUCGCAGAAGACAGCAGCACGCACGUCGUCGCAAAACUGUCAACGUCCACGUAUCUACCAGCGCCAUAUCUGCGCAGCGGAGCACGCCGCGCAUCGCUUCGAUGUGUUUCCUCGUGGAAGCAUUCAGCACCACCGCUCAGCAGUCAUGGUUUUCAGUAUCGGUGCCUGACUCUACCCCUGUGGGCCUCCUCUGCGCUGGGUCUCGUCAAGCAUCCUAUCAUUUUCUAGCCGCGGCUGUUUCUCGAAGCACGCCGCGGACAUCGCUGUGGUAUCCUUCCCAGUGGAAGCAUUCAGCACCACCACUCAGCAGCCACGGUUUUCAGUAUUGGUGCCUGACUCCACCCCUGCGCGCCUGCGCUGCGCUGGGUACCCGUGAAAAGCACCUUAUUCUUCUCUGUUCCGCGGCUGGUGCUUCUUCAAAGCAUGCCGCGCGUAUCAUUUUGAUGUUUUCUUCAAGGAAGCACUCAGCACGACCACUCAGCAGUCACGGUUUCCAGCAUCGGUGCCUGUGUCUAGCACUACGUGGAGAGUGCGCCUCCGCUGCGCUGGGUAAUUCAAACACCUUACCACUUUCUAUUCCGCGGCUGGUGCUUCCUCAGAGCAGACCGCCUCGCUUUGAUGUCUUUCUUAGUGCAAGCAUCCAGCACCACCACUUCCCAGUCACGGUUUUCAGUAUCGGUGCCUGA
Molecule: messenger RNA, 966 nt
Organism: Rangifer tarandus platyrhynchus (Svalbard reindeer)
Lineage: Eukaryota; Metazoa; Chordata; Mammalia; Artiodactyla; Cervidae
Source: the annotation of a GenBank genome assembly